Messenger RNA from Trypanosoma theileri, 897 nucleotides. RefSeq lists its product as uncharacterized. The transcript has a single exon. The coding region runs from base 1 to 897 and encodes 298 amino acids. The record is from RefSeq and is a predicted model, not a curated record. Lineage: Eukaryota; Euglenozoa; Kinetoplastea; Trypanosomatida; Trypanosomatidae.
AUGCCUCCGCGUUUUCGAACCUGUCCCUUGUGUAAACAGGGAUUUGGCACAGCGUCUCUCAACAUUCAUAUUCCACAAUGUUACGAAAAAGCGAUAAAACGGUGGAGGCUAAAUCCUAUUGGACCUAUGCCAGUUAUGCCGAGUUUAAACCCUGAACCUUACCAAGGUGGAAAACAUUUAAUGACAGAGUCUGCAUGUGGCAACGGUGUGAUUGGGGCAAGAUCACUACGUCAACAAUCCAAUAUCAAUGAUAUACCAGAUUAUUCAGGAGAUAAUGCAAAUUUACACCCUUGUUCUCAUUGUGGAAGAAAAUUUCUUUUUGAUCGCAUCGCAUAUCAUGAAAGUGUGUGUAAAGGCACCAUGAAACGAAAAGUCUUCGACAGUAGUAAACAACGUGCCGUUGAAAAUGAUGGAGGAAUUGAUUCAUUUAAAAUGUCGUACAGUAAAAAGAAAAAAAAUAUGAAACAUACUUCUGGUGGUUCACAAAUUUCCAGCGGUAUUCCUCGAACACACUGGCGUGAACAGCACCGUGAAUUUAUUGAGGCGAUGCGGGCUGCCCGUAGAGCACGUAAUUCUAGUCAGGCAAUGUGGGGAGAGCCUACCGUAAAGGCUCCGGCGGCUUAUCCAGUAAACCAACAGCGUCUACCACCCGCUGUGGCAAGACAUCAAAAGGGAAUGCGAAUGCGGGAACAACGUACAAGAGAACCAAUUGAAACAAGUAUUCCGAGAGCACAACCUGUGAUGAGACAAACUCCAGCAAGACGGACUUAUGGGAGUGCCUUUGGUGGUGGUGGAGAACGUUUCUCUGGUUAUGGAAGUGCCGGAGGAGGGAAACCCAAAAUUAUUAAUGAUAACACAACCAGUUUGGGUAUGCUGCAGGCCUUUGGUAGGGCCUAG